Molecule: messenger RNA, 1759 nt
Organism: Mucor mucedo
Lineage: Eukaryota; Fungi; Mucoromycota; Mucoromycetes; Mucorales; Mucoraceae
Exons: 3
Coding region: 317-1627 (436 amino acids)
Source: RefSeq, a predicted model, not a curated record
GUCGAAGUGACGCCUGAAUAUGAUCAAUAUGGUGAUCCCGUUGCUAGUCCAGUAUCGACACUGCCUUGCACAAAAGGAGAACAGCAUAACGCAUAAACCAUAAAAGUUCACCUGGAACAGUAUACCUCCUUUUUAAUUUGUACAGUGUGAUAUAUUAAAAUAUAUAAAUAACAACCCAUAUACUUUUUUUUUUUUGCGGGAUAAACACUAUUUAAUCAAGCAUUUUUACUAUUGAUAAAUUGGAUUCACAUUGUAAUAUAUAAACCCGUAAUCCCCGUUCAAUAUUUUCUUCUUUCCUUCAUUCUUAUAUCGAAAGAUGACCCGAAAUACUCUCCCUCUUUUACUUGUAGCUAUCGUCUGCUUGACGACAAUUCAAGCUCAACAAGAACAAGCUAUUGAUCAUGCAAAAGACAUGCAAGACAACUCUAAGCAAGCAAAGCAGCAAAAGAACGCUGAUAAUAAGGCAGCAAAAGCCGCUGAAAAGGCUUCAUCAGCAAAGACUCCUUCCGAUAGUCCCAUUGCUUUGGCCGCCGGUGUCCCUGCUUCCGUAGCAGCAGCUGCUGCCAUUCCUCAUCCCUACACUCCCGGAUCUGAUGCAAAGUCUGUGGCCAAGAAGGCUGAAAUCGAUGUCAAGCUUGCUGAUGACGCUGAGGAGAACACCAAGUCUGCUGCUAAAACGGAUAAUAUCAAAUCGAAAUCCGAAACGGAUAUCAAGUCUGCUGCUGCUAUUGCAGAACAGGAUACCAAGUUUGACGCAAAGGCCACCGACUCUUCUGUUAUUGAAGCUAAUGUAGUUUUGGAACCUUCUACUAAAGCCAUUGACGCUGAACCCGCUGCUAUCGCUCCUGCAAUUGACACUGCUUCAGAUACUGCCCCUGUCACUGCCAAGGUAGACACUGCUCAUCCUGUAGCUGACAAGGAGACUGUCCCUACUACCAAUGCUAAACCUGCAGAUAUUGCUUCUAAGCCUGUAGUUGUAGUACCCGCUGCCAAUGUAGCCGAUCUCAAUCAUCCCAUCGCUAAGCCUGCGGUUCAACCUGUACUUGAAGCCACAUUGAACCAACCUAUUGCUCACGAAGAGGAAAGUAGUAAGCCAAAAAGUGUUCCAGCUGUUGAUCACUCUCGUAAUGUUGUUUCUCAAGUACCUGUUGCUGUGGUUGAUUCUAAUUCCGUAUCUCCAGUUAAUAUUGCUGCUGAAGUUCCUGUAGCCUCUGUAGGUGAUAAACAAGAUACUACUGCUGCUGUUACUGCACCCGGCGCUAAAGAUAAAGUACAAGCGACAAAUGUGGUUGCAGCUCCUUUGAUCCCCGUUACUACAAUCACACCAUCCAGUGAACCUACUUCAACAGUUAGUAUCCCCAACACCGAGGUUAGUAGUAGCCCUGUUGCAACCUCUACAGUAGUGUCUACAACUGCACCUGUUACAAGAUCAAACGGUUCAUCGAGCAUGCCAUCCAGUAUGACUUCUGCUUCCAGUACACAUAGUAUGAACAGAACCACCACCGCAACUGCGUCUAGUACAACGACGAUUCCUCCUAUGUCAUCGGGUGUAUCCAUGUACGAUUGUAAUACACACCUUUUAGGUUUUGCAUUGAUCGCAUUCCUGUUCAUGAUUUAUCAGGCAUAAAAGGACAGAUAAGAAUGAUUUCGGUGUUCUUUUUAGCAAUUUAUCAUAUAGUAUAGUUAUCCACACACACACACAUAUUAUAUCAAAAAAAAAAAAAAAAAAAUUAAAUAAAAAAGUAAUGCUAUCGGUAGU